Molecule: messenger RNA, 1614 nt
Organism: Stegostoma tigrinum
Lineage: Eukaryota; Metazoa; Chordata; Chondrichthyes; Orectolobiformes; Stegostomatidae
Product: plasma membrane ascorbate-dependent reductase CYBRD1
Exons: 4
Coding region: 528-1373 (281 amino acids)
Cellular component (GO): lysosomal membrane
Molecular function (GO): oxidoreductase activity
Source: RefSeq, a predicted model, not a curated record
UGAGUAAAAGUUCUUGGUUAAAAGUUACAGCUCAGUUCUGUAACAAGGUGAUUUCCUGACUGAAAACUAUAACAUCAACGAAAAAAAGUGUCUGAAUGUAGCGUAGCUGUUUGCAAUUCAGGCAAACAAUUUUGUUUGAUUUGACUGCUGUUUGAAAGAGUGCCACGCCCCUCCCCGGAUUGGCCUGCUGUGUUCAUUCCAGCCCCUCACUUUGUUAUCUUGGAUUCUCCAGCAUCUGCAGUUUUCAUUCUCACUUGCCUUGGAGGCUCUCGUUUGCACAGCCAAAGCCGGACCGGGUCACUCCAGCAGCAAUAACCGGAGGCUCUCGUUUGCACAGCCAAAGCCGGACCGGGUCACUCCAGCAGCAAUAACCGGAGGCUCUGGUUUGCAGAACCCCAGCGCGACCCACUUACACCAACAGCAACAACAGGAGUGUCUCUCUGCUUUGCUUGCAACCGGACUCGCUCAAUUCCAGCAGCCAUCUCCCUUAGAGCUGCGCCGCUUUGGCAAAAGGCAAACUUUGGGAAAUGGAAAAUUUUCGACAGUUUGUUGGCUUUCUAAUGGCCGCAGCUUUCCUGGGCACCUUCUCAGUUGUGUUUGUUUUGAUUUGGGUGUUCUACUGGAGAGGGGGACUGGCGUGGGACCAAGGAUUUCUGGAAUUUAACUGGCAUCCAGUCCUCAGCACCAUUGGGUUUAUCUUCAUUAAUGGAUUCGGCCUCAUCAUUUACAGGUUGCCGUGGACGUGGAAUAUCAGUAAGCCUCUGAUGAAAUAUGUUCAUGCUGGCCUGAAUUUUAUAGUCUUUGUUCUUAUGGUCAUUUCCCUCGUGGCUGUCUUUGAUUUUCAUAACGCCAAGAAGAUCCCUAACAUGUACAGUCUACACAGCUGGGUUGGAUUGGCUGCUGUUAUUAUGCAUGCUGUACAGGCAAUAAUAGGAAUAUGCAUUUUCCUGAUGCCCUUCACUCCUAUGUUCAUCAAGACUUUUUACAUGUCAAUCCACGUUUUUACUGGCCUCCUCGUCUUUGGAAUGUCAAUUACUGCAGCUGAAAUGGGAAUAACUGAGAAACUUAUUUUCUCUUUACGGCCAGGUAGUAAUAGUACACUCCCAUAUUCCCAGUCACCACCUGAGGCAAUAUUAGUCAAUACUCUUGGAAUAUUCAUUCUCCUCUUUGGAGGCUGUAUAUUGUGGAUUGCCAAACAGCCGGAGUGGAAGCGCCCUUCGCAACAUACAAAAGAAAAUAUCGGCAAUGAAGAACGAUCCAUCUUAAACAAAGCAACAGAUGUUUCUCCUGAAAUCAAGAAUGAAUGUGCACACGAAAGAGGAGAAUUGACACAUCUCAAUUUGGAAGAUGUGGGUCAAAGGUCAACAUUUUAAAAAAAAUUGUAUUUUGCUGAGCUGCUGAAUUAGUACAGAAUACUUUGUUAAUAUUGUUUGAAUUACUUCUGAUAUCAUAUGCAUGUCUGAACUUUACAAUGGAAUAGAUGCUUUUCACAUGUUCUCAGUGAAAAGAAAAAGCCAUUUAAAAUUGCUAUAUUCAGCAUUAGUUAUGGUGCACGGUUUUGUUUGCUUGCUCUGUCUUCUAUAUGUUUACAUAAAUAAAGUAUUGGUACAUCUC